Molecule: messenger RNA, 3275 nt
Organism: Physcomitrium patens
Lineage: Eukaryota; Viridiplantae; Streptophyta; Bryopsida; Funariales; Funariaceae
Product: beta-glucuronosyltransferase GlcAT14B
Cellular component (GO): membrane
Molecular function (GO): glucuronosyltransferase activity
Source: RefSeq, a predicted model, not a curated record
AGGUUCACACGUAAAUGAAAACUUGGAGACGCCCACCGCAACAGGAAUCGAGUUCAGUUAGUUUCUAAUUUAGAACCAACCACCCAAUCCAAAUAGUAGUAGGUGGAAAAAAUUCCCAUUCGUCUGGUGUUAUGGCCGGGGAAGGAAGGUGCGACGGAGUCAUUGAGGCACAUUCCAUAUCAUCCAACUCGAACUUCAAUAGCAUAGGGCACGUAUUGCCGUAGAUCUAUCUGAAGAAUAGAUCCCCUGCCCCUGCCCCUGCCCCUACCCCUACCAUUCGGCACGCACUUCGGUCGCGGAUUUGGCGCCCACUCGACCUACAUUUCGCGCUAUCAACAUGAUUUUUUGGUCCUCUUCUUCUGCUUUAUUUGAGCAAUUUCUGUGCACGUGGUUUUGCAUGAUAAUUUGGCUUGAUCAUGUGGGUCGGGCAAUUGUAGGUGGUGAUAGUGGGAGUUGUUGGAGUUGGUGGCGUUGGUGGCGUUGGCAGAGGCCGACGUUCUCCUCUGUCUCCUAGAAUCGCUCUGCAAAAUGCGGCGGUUGUUGUAGGAGUCAGAGAAUGCGUCGUAAAGGAUCUAUUCCUCGCAGUUGGGUUUCAUUGAGUCCGCGAUUCAGUGGCGAAUUGUGAGAAUCUUGACGUACAGAUACGGCGGAGAUGCGAGGGAUAGGUUAGGUGGGAUUUCGGAAUAGCGAGGAGAAAUGGGUUCUCAUUUAGGGAAUGUGCUAUUGUGUCGUUUUUUUUCGGAUAAUGUGCAGCAAGGCCACCCCUGUAUGAUUCUGUUGAAUCUGCUUCAAAACUUGAACCGACUGCAAUGUAAGCCCAAGGAAUUGAAUAGUGAUGUUUGGCUUUCAGAGACAGAGUUGUAAAUUUGGGGUGUAGCAAGUCUCGUGGAGCCAUUCUCAAUGUGCACUUGAAUGUAAUCCAGCUGGGAUCUUGCUCCGAUGUUCAAUGCGCCUCGGAUCACACCUUAUACUAUACAGCUAGAAUGCUGAUUUCAAGAACUCUCCUGUGUAUAUUAUGAGAUGGAUUGCAGUCUUUUCGUCACUCGGUACACCAACUGGUGAACACAAGUUUUGAGUUAGAUCCAUUGGUAGGAGAGUGCUUUAGGUUUGUGAUCUGCAUUGAUCAAUGCAUCUCAGGAUUCAGAGAUUUUUCGAGCCCAGAGUAUCUGCGGUUGUCCUCGAAACGUUGCGUUCACUAUGAUGCUAUGCAAGCUGACACGUGAUGAACGCUAGAAUUUCGCUUUGGAAACCGAAACCUCAUGAAUUGUCUUCAGAGUUUUUGACUCCGAAAAAAAAGCAUGUGGUUGUAGGGUUGCUUUGGCUACAAAGAGUCUCUGUUUCAUUUCACCUCAAUUGCUCUACAGAGCUUACUUCAGGUCCUUGUUGGCGACUGGUUCCCGCUGGGACUGCCCUUAGAAAAUGAUGAGAGUAGGUUCUCUGUCUCAGAGCAGGUUGCCUACAUCGUCACGAUUCUCUAGAAGUGCUGAGAAGGCUGCGUAUGAGAUGAGGAAGCUGAUGCAAGUAUCGCUUUCUGUGUCCAACAUGGAACAGAGAUGGAUUCUGUCAUUGUUGGCCAGUGCCAUGAUCUCUAUUGCACUCCUACUACUAGCAAAUCUCACAUGGGGAUUCCGUGGCUAUCAACCUGUUCUCUCGGUGCAACGAAGCAGAUAUUCUAAUCAGCUUCAAAGUACUCUAGAGAUUACCAACAAUAGGACAAUGGCUAUCCUGCCGCCUCCACCCAAGCUUGCGUACUUGAUAUCAGGCACUAAAGGUGACGGUCGCCGGAUGCAACGAUUACUUCGGGCCUUGUACCACCCCCACAAUUAUUAUCUUCUCCACUUGGAUCUUGAAGCACCCAUGCGUGAACGCGCGGAGUUGGUGUGGCAUGUGAAGAAACAGCUCGUGUACGAAGAGGUGAUGAAUGUAUUCGUGAUUGGGAAGUCUAAUUUGGUGACAUACAGAGGACCAACAAUGGUCGCUGCAACGUUACAUGGAGCCGCUAUCUUGCUCAGAAAAGCCAAGGAUUGGGAUUGGUUCAUUAAUCUGAGCGCAUCGGACUAUCCUCUGGUCACUCAAGAUGAUCUUCUUCACGUUUUCUCAUACUUGCCAAAGGACCUCAAUUUCAUCGAGCAUACAAGUGCUUUAGGUUGGAAAGAGUUCCAGCGAGCGAGGCCCAUCAUCAUGGACCCUGGACUGUAUCAAAAAAAAAAAACUAACAUCUAUUGGACUACACAGAAGCGGGCCUCACCAUCUGCAUUUCGUUUGUUUACAGGCUCAGCAUGGAUCGCACUAACACGCUCAUUCAUGGAGUAUUGCAAUGUGGGUUGGGACAACCUCCCACGCACGGCAUUGAUGUAUUAUACAAACUUUUUGUCGUCCCCUGAAGGCUACUUUCAGACUGUAAUAUGCAACAGCAGAGAAUUUCGCAACACAACUGUCAAUCAUGAUCUGCACUUCAUCGCAUGGCACAAUCCUCCCCGGCAACACCCAAUAACCCUCUCCUUUACUUUCUAUCGCAACAUGACCAAGAGCGGCGCACCUUUUGCCCGGAAAUUCGACAAGGGCAGUGCAGUGUUGGAUAAAAUUGACAGAGAAAUACUUAAUCGGAGAAUGAAUGAAUUCACUCCGGGUGGUUGGUGUAUAGGCUUAAAUGACGAUCCGUGUGGAGUUCGAGGAGAUCCCACUUUAUUGAGACCUGGACCAGGUUCACGCAGGUUUGAAGAGCUUGUGGUACGACUCCUCGCACAUCCGAACUUCCGGUCACAGCAAUGCGUGGGUACUUGAACCAGGAUUUCUAGAUAUUCAGGCUGUUUUACAGAUUUUAUAAAGAUCCUUCUGCACAGUGCCCUCAUCCAGGCUAGCGAAGCUGAGCAGGUCGUAGAGGUGCUUGCUGUGAUCAUAGUCACCUGCAUACAAAAUACAUGAUACAGGACCGAGAACGUGGUAACCAUGUGUGGAUUAGAAAAUGAAAUACUUGGGAAAUGGACAGAUGAGCUCAAAGCUGAAUUGUGAUAUUUUGUCCAACAAUCAGCAUGAAAUCAUUUGAACGCUUUCCUGAUUCGCACAGGUCUCGAGUCAAAUAACCCUGCAGCUCAAGCAUUUUUUUAAUUUCAUAUAGUUAUUGUGAUUCUUUUUCUAGUAAGUUGUUGAUGAGUUGAGUUUGCGAGAAAUGUUCUUAGGGAGUUGAGAGUCAAAUUUACUUGGCUAUUAUUGUGCAAUUCUGGUCAUGGACCUAGAAUGCUCUUCGUGAUCAGUAAAAGUUUCGAGUUGUGGAA